Messenger RNA from Alternaria rosae, 1034 nucleotides. RefSeq lists its product as uncharacterized. The transcript has 3 exons. Lineage: Eukaryota; Fungi; Ascomycota; Dothideomycetes; Pleosporales; Pleosporaceae. Bases 193 to 708 code for a protein of 171 amino acids. The record is from RefSeq and is a predicted model, not a curated record.
CUAAGCAUGAUUCAGCUGUAAAUUGGCAGCCAUCAUAGGUCUAGGUCUCCCUCAGGGCGCUGCCACAGGUCCGCGGAUGCCUUUCAAAACCAAGCUUCCCCUCGCGGAUUCCAUCUCGUGUCAGUAGUCUUAAACAAAUUUCUAUCGUUAUUCGCAGUUCACAGUCGCUUCAAGAAACAAAACUUUGCCAAUAUGCGCUUCUCCAUCAUCGCCGCAGCCGCCGCAUUGAGCUCUACAGCUCUGGCCCAAGGUCUUCUUGAUCAGAUCCCGCAAUGUGCUCAAACGUGCUUCGGUAGCAACCUAGGCAGCUGCAGUGUUGCUGACAUUGCAUGCAUCUGCGCCAGCAAGACCAUCGACGCUGUGUCGUGCUGUGUGUUCGCUACAUGCUCAGAGUCGGAUAUCGCUGCGACUACUAAGUUCGGAGUCGAGAUAUGCAAGCUUCAGAACAUCGAGGUUAACACCCAACCCUCGUGCCCAUCUGGCAGCGCAACAGCGUCUGGCAGCGCGACCCCUUCUGGCAGCGCGACCCCUUCUGCAGGCAACUCUUCUGUCACACAAGUGUCUGGCACCGCCUCCAUGACCCCUUCAGGAAGCGCCUCCCCCACUUCAGCAUCAGCGGCUGGCAACACUGGAGCAGCGCCCAUCCAGACUGCAGGCGCAGGAGUCGGCCUUGGACUCGCCAUGGUUGGACUGCUCGCUGCUUUGUAGGAGAACACUGUUAUUCCUGUACGCCAUUGGACACUUGCUCAGCGCUCGAUGUUCAUAAGCAACCCUAGCCAUGCACCCGACGUGCCGUGGACCAGAAUACUUCCCGGCUCGCAUCUCCAGAACAUCUUCCUGCGAAGAUUCAUUCUUCACACCGAAGACAUGGCCUGACUUGUUUAUAGUUCAUUCCUACAGUUUUGGAACUUCUUUGUGUAAUAACAUAAUAUAUUUUCUAUCGUCCGAUGUAGUGCCCAUGAGCGUAGUUACAACCGUUGGCAAAUCUGUAGCACUAGUGCUGAAGUGAAAUAAGUAAUUCUAAAUGCAUUCUG